CAGUCUUCUACUUUGGGGGUGAUCUACAUCCUGAAAGCUCAUUGCAGCCCAUUUUAUAGACAAAUAUGUUCCUAAACGACCCGGAUACGGUGCCUGAGGCAGAUCGUCUUUUGGAAGCUCAGCAUUUUGCAAAAGUAAUCGAGGCAUUCAAUCAUUAUCGGCUGCAUUCACUCUCCCGAAAUGCAAAGCGUCGGCGAGACUUGGCCAGCAUACCAAAGGCCCAUCAGCAGCUAGUGGGAUCGUUUAUGGAGAAAAAGAUCAAUUCUGUGGAGGAGAGAAUAUUGAAGAAUGCAGCAUUCAUUGCUUCUAUAGUGGCAGGCCAUCAGAACGAGGAGACAAAUGGCGGGACCAAGAGCCAAGUUUCGGAAGGUGACAUGGAUAAAGUUAGAAGUACAUUACGACAGUUUGUAAGAGAUUGGUCUGAAGAGGGACGGGAGGAACGGGCCCGAACAUACGACCCGAUACUUGAUGAGCUUCAAACGAGAUUUAAAGGAGUUUCCAUGGAGGAUAAAGGAAAGAUAAAAGUACUAGUGCCCGGAGCGGGAUUAGGGCGCUUGGCGUACGACAUUGUGAAGCAAGGAUACUCGUGCCAAGGUAACGAAUUUAGCUUUUAUAUGCUGCUGGCUUCACACUUUGUCCUCAACCAAACGCAACAGCUUCAUCAAUAUGAGAUAUUCCCAUGGAUCCACAGUUUUUCAAACUCUACGUCAACGGAUGUGCUUUUGAGUUCAGUUCGCAUCCCUGAUGUUUUACCAGGGGAUGUACCCCGCACCGCGGAUUUUUCGAUGGUUGCGGGUGAUUUCUGUGAAGUAUACGGAGAAGAGGAGCAUAUAGAAUCUUGGGAUGUGGUCGUAACGUGCUUCUUCAUGGACACUGCAAAAAAUAUUGUUGAAUACAUCGACAUCAUAAAGAGAAUUUUGAAGCCAAACGGUCUUUGGAUCAACUUGGGGCCACUGUUGUAUCAUUGGGAAGGAAUGCAAAACGAACUAUCUAUUGAGCUCAGUCUGGAUGAAUUCAAACAAGUAAUUCGCACAAAAGGUUUCAAGAUUGAGAAUGAGCGAACCAUUGAGACAACGUAUGCCAGCAAUACCCGAGGAAUGUUGAAGUACGUCUACGAAUGUGCCUAUUUUGUAGGAGUGAAGCACUAGUUUUCCAUUUGCUCUGUUACCUCCCUUCCUUGUCUCGUAGAGAUGUAGUAUCUGCAUUAGAUAGACUGAGCGACUGCGUGUACAAUUAAUUGUAGAUGCUGCUGCUGUGGUAGAAAUCUGUGUGUUUACCUUUUUGCUAACAAACCCCAGCCCGUAACGUGGGAGGUACUCCAAAUAUCCUUCUAAAAAAAGAAACUCGACGGUAAACCGC
Molecule: messenger RNA, 1359 nt
Organism: Spizellomyces punctatus DAOM BR117
Lineage: Eukaryota; Fungi; Chytridiomycota; Chytridiomycetes; Spizellomycetales; Spizellomycetaceae
Exons: 8
Coding region: 66-1148 (360 amino acids)
Molecular function (GO): S-adenosylmethionine-dependent methyltransferase activity
Source: RefSeq, a predicted model, not a curated record